AUGAUGAUAGGCCGUGUGUUGAACGUCGUCACAGGCAAUUAUGGAAAUUACCUGGGCAGGGCUGUUUUCUGCCACAUCCGAAGCACAAAGAGGGUCCCUCCAAGGCGCUGGAAGCCUGAACUAGACCGCUGGGUUGGCGACAAGUGGGCAGAGGUUAUGAUAUGUGGUAGUGAAUUGCUAGGAGAAGACGUACAGAGAAUUCCGUUCUUUGUGUACCAACUCUUCAUUAUAUUCCCGUCCUCUGUCCAAUGGGUCAAGCUGCACUCAAAGCUGGUGGAAAUCCUAUUAGGAAAUGAACUGGAACUUUCUUUCAGUUUUGCAGAAGUCGAAAUUUGGGACUCAUAUCCGGAUAAGAGUGCGCCUACACAUCUUUCUACGUUUUAUGGUUCUUGUUUUGAAAAAAUUAAGAAUGACGGUUGCAUCUUCGGCGACGCGGAGGCGGUCUCUGCGGAGUGUUCGAGAAUAGAGCAUGGUAGUAAGACGCUGGGGUUUCAUGGCUACACGGACUACAUUCUGUUCGACGACAAUGACAACGAUUCCGACACGGGCAAUAAAUACACCAGCACAAACAGUUACCUGUCGGAUGUAGCCAUUUUUGGCGAUAACGAUCCUUCCACCUGGCUUCACAAUGACGCGCCGUCCAACCUAUUUGGGCAAGGAGCUUUCUAUCGAGCAAGUAGUAUGUCUCCUAGGAACAGAAUUAAAGGUUAUAGUUGCAACACGGACAACGUAUCCCGUAUGGCUACCAUGGAGGAACAAGACUCGGCUUACUCAAGCAACAGCCAUCCACCCCCUGCGCAUUUUGACACGAAGCACGAUGACAUGGCUGACGAAUAUAUUCAGCCCCUACGAAAUGAAAAUAGGGUGUUUGUCCAAAUGCCGUUAAUAAAGAGAAUGGACAUUGCCGAUGGGGAGCAUUUGGAGAUGCGAGACGAUAGUACACAUUGUGGUUGCGGACACAUGGCGUGCGAGUCCAACCAUCAACCACACUCCUAA
Molecule: messenger RNA, 996 nt
Organism: Metarhizium robertsii ARSEF 23
Lineage: Eukaryota; Fungi; Ascomycota; Sordariomycetes; Hypocreales; Clavicipitaceae
Exons: 1
Coding region: 1-996 (331 amino acids)
Source: RefSeq, a predicted model, not a curated record